Acanthisitta chloris (rifleman) is the source of this 2016-nucleotide messenger RNA. RefSeq names its product G protein-coupled receptor 56 (gene ADGRG1). Bases 1 to 2016 code for a protein of 671 amino acids. Gene Ontology annotation, biological process: adenylate cyclase-activating G protein-coupled receptor signaling pathway; cell surface receptor signaling pathway. Gene Ontology annotation, cellular component: membrane. The transcript has 13 exons. Lineage: Eukaryota; Metazoa; Chordata; Aves; Passeriformes; Acanthisittidae. The record is from RefSeq and is a predicted model, not a curated record. Gene Ontology annotation, molecular function: heparin binding; G protein-coupled receptor activity.
AUGACGGUUCUCCUUCUGCUCCUGCUCUCCCCACUCCAAGGGAUGGGAGCCAGCGGCCACAAGGAAGAGGAUUUCCGCUUCUGUGGUGACCGAAACCAGACCCAGGACAGCUCUGUCAUCUACGAGCAUGGCCCUGCCACCAUCUCCAUUGAGAACACGGCCCAGGCACUGAUAAUAAAAAGGCCCUUUUUGCCAAGCCGGAGAAACUCUUACUACAAGUACAGCUUGCCCCCCACCUUGGGCAGGUACCGCUUCUGCAUCUACUGGUUCAAGGCCAACAGGACCCUGCGGCUGGUGUACGGGAAGCAGAGCAUCCUCCUGGGAGGGGAUCCAUCCAGCAGCAUCACCCGUGGACAGGAGAGUCAGAGGACUGAAAGAACCAGCACGUCCAUCUUCAAUGUGUCCUACAUCUCAAAGGGCGAGAAGAACACUUCCCUUGAUGCUGCAGCUGAAUACUUCUUCCCUGCCUCUUCAGAGACCAUGCCUGUCUGGGAGCAAGAUGUGGAGGAGCAGCUCGCUGCCUUGGAUGGCCUCAUUGCCCAGCCCCCAGCCCCAGCCAUGGGAGCCACGGAGCAGGAGACACUCCGGCGCAAACUCAGGGAGCUGGAGAAGACACUGGCCAAGGUGGAGCUUGAAGGGCAGAACCAGACCUUUGGGAAGGCCACUGUCCACGCAACUGUCCUGAGGGUCCAGCCCACUCGGGCUCCUCAGCACCUGGCCUUUGCUUCCCAGAGAGAGGAGGGUGGAGAGGUCCAUGGGUUCACGGUGGACCUGCCAGGCAGUCUGUUCAUGACAGUGAAGGAGAGAGAGGAGGUGGUGGAGCACAGGGUGCUCCUCAUGGACAUCGACAGCCAGACUAUGUUCCAGGAUGAAAAUAGCAGCCAUGUCCUGGGUGACAAGGUAGUCAGCAUCUCGAUGGUGGACACGGUGGUAGCCAACCUCUCUGAACCAAUGGUCCUCACUUUCUUCCAUGGCCAGCUGCCGAGGAACGUGACCCCACUGUGCGUCUUCUGGCAGGAGGACACCACUGGUGACUGGGACAGCUAUGGUUGUACAACAGUGACAGGGAGCAGCCAGACCGAGUGCAGGUGCAACCACCUCACCUACUUUGCCGUGCUGAUGAUAUCGUCCCCAGAGAUCUCCUAUGUACACAGGAAUUACCUGAGUCUCAUAAGCUACAUUGGCUGCCUGAUCUCAGCUUUGGCAUCCAUUUCCACCAUCUUCUUCCUCUACUUCAGAAGCAAACAGCGAGACCAGAUCACAAGCAUGCACAUCCACAUGAACCUGCUGAGUGCCAUCUUCCUCCUGGACUUCACCUUCCUCAUCUCUGAGCACUUGGCUUCCAGUGGCAGCGAGGCAGUCUGCAGAGCUGGGGGACUGUUUCUGCAUUUCUCUCUUCUGAGCUGCCUCACCUGGAUGGGCAUUGAGGGCUACAACCUCUACCGGCUUGUGAUCGAAGUCUUCAACGCCUACCACGACCACUUCCUCCUCAAGCUCUGCCUGGUGGGCUGGGGAUUCCCCUUCUUCUGCGUGACACUGAUCUUCCUGGCUAGCUGGACGAACUAUGGCCCCUUCUCCAUUCCCGUCUAUGAAUCCAUUGAUGGCAAAUACACCAACGCAACCAUAUGCUGGAUCACAAGCGCCCUGAUCCAUAAUAUCGUGAACUUGGGUUUCUUCAGCCUGGUGUUCCUCUUUAACUCAGUCAUGCUGGGGGCCAUGGUCCGGGAGAUCCUCCGGCAGAACAAGAAAGGCCACAAGCUCAAGCAUGUCCUGGCCCUCUUUGGGCUGAGCAUCCUGCUAGGCAUGCCAUGGGCACUGAUCUUCUUCUCCUUCACCUCUGGUGUCUUCUGCCUCGUAUCCCUCUACAUCUUCACCAUCAUCAACUCCCUCCAAGGUUUUCUCAUCUUCCUCUGGUACUGGACCAUGGUGCUGCAGGCAAGAAAGUCCCCUGACUCACAGAGCAGCUCCGACAGUGUCAAGCUGCAGCCCAACAGCAGCCAGGGCCAGGUCGGCUGA